AUGGAGGAGUUGAGCAGAGCAGAAGAGGAGGAUGAGCUCCCCAUGUACCAAGAGCAUUACAAUGCUCUCUUCUCCAUGGACUUCAUGGAGACCAAGUACCCACAUGUUGACACAAUGAAGGCCCUUGGAAUCUUUGAGGAUGUGGAGUUGGUUCUCAAGAACAUGCACUUGGCCAAGCUCUUCUCUUAUCACAUGGAAUCCUACAAGGAGCUCACUUGCGAGUUCUUAGCUUCAAUGAGCUUGGAAAUCUUGUUUGGGUUCAACUAUGGAGAAGGUACCAAGUGGAACUUCAAGGAAAAGGAACUCCAAAGAGUUUGGGCUACAAUCGCUGAUGGAGUGUACUCUUCCUCAAGGUCCAAGGCAGCUCAGAUCAGGAGCCCAGUCUUGAGGUAUGUGCACAAGGCACUUGCCAACACCUUCUUUGCAAGGAAGGCGACCGGGACAAUCAACGAGGGGGAACUCAAGUUUCUUGACAUGGGAAUCAAGCCCAUUCUCUCACGCACAAGCGAUGGCAAGAGGAUCAAGGGGAGAUAG
Molecule: messenger RNA, 534 nt
Organism: Microthlaspi erraticum
Lineage: Eukaryota; Viridiplantae; Streptophyta; Magnoliopsida; Brassicales; Brassicaceae
Source: the annotation of a GenBank genome assembly